GUCUGAUGGAAGCGUGAUUACAAUUCCGAAUUUAAACUCCGGCCGGCCCUGCUAAUAUAUUCGACCCUCUGUCUUGCCCCUCACCUUCCGUCUCGGCAUUUAGAAUUGCCUUGCUUGUCUUUCAUUUACUCAGUGGGCGCUUUAGAUUAGUUUCUGGAUAGGGUCGUCUGACGCCACACAUACAACCUUUGUUACUGGAGCGUUUCAACACACAAUCUGGCCUCUUUGACCCCAGGUCAAUAGCCGGCUUCCGAGAAGCUUUAUAUAGGGCGAAGGCACGGUAGACUGUUUCGCAAUGCGGUCAGCGGCGCAAGUGUUCUACCUAGCAGUUUUCUCGCUACUAGGGAGUUCACAUGCUGCGAGCCACGCAGCACCCUCCAAGUCGAAGAACCCUCCCCCAAACGUCUGCGAUUUUGAGCCCGGAGCCAUUGUCUCGGAUGCGUGUGCCUCCUACAACACCCUCGAGCAGUUGAACGAAGCGAUCCAUCCCUACCUCCACUCGAUCACACAGGACACAGACUUCUUUUCGCAUUAUCGUUUGAGCUUGUACAGCAAAAAAUGCCCGUUCUGGAGUGAUGAAAAUGGUAUGUGUGGGAAUGUGGCUUGCGCGGUGAAUACCCUGGACAAUGAAGAAGAUAUCCCGCUGGUUUGGCGUGCGAAAGAGUUGGGGAAGCUUGAAGGCCCGACAGCACAGCAUCCGGGGAAGAAACAACAACAGGAGAGGAGAGAAAAGCCGCUCCAAGGCGGCCUGGGUGAAAAUGUGGGCGAGAGCUGUGUCGUGGAAUACGAUGACGAGUGCGACGACCGGGACUAUUGUGUUCCCGACGACGAGGGUGCAACUGCGAAGGGGGACUACGUUUCUCUCGUCGACAACCCGGAGCGAUUCACGGGCUAUGCCGGCGUCGGUUCCCAGCAGGUCUGGGAAGCCAUCUACCGUGAAAACUGCUUCAGCAAGCCCCCCAAGAACGGACAAAGCACCUCCCAAUCCUCUCCCUUCGGCGGCUUCGAAAACCAGCAGCAGAUGCAUGCCGCCAACCAGCUGCGAAACGUCAUGAAAGAGCAAGGUCUCCAGCAGAAUGUCAAGUCAGCUAUUGCACAAGGAACGGCCACGGCCCGUCUCGACCCCGUCGAAUUCGAUGACACAUGUCUUGAGAAGCGUGUUUUUUAUCGCGUGGUAUCCGGUAUGCAUGCUUCUAUCUCCACGCAUCUGUGCUGGGAGUACUUGAACCAGACAACAGGACAAUGGUCCCCAAAUUUGGGCUGCUAUGAAAACCGCCUCCACAAAUUCCCCGAUCGGAUCUCCAAUAUUUACUUCAACUACGCACUCGUCAUGCGCGCAGUCGGGAAGAUAAAGCAACACGUACAAGACUACUCCUUCUGCUCUGAAGACCCCGCCCAAGACACCCGCACAAAAGCCAUGGUCCUCCGUCUCGCCUCUGCCAUUCCCUCCGGUCCCGAAAUCUUCGACGAGACCAUCAUGUUCCAAGACCCGGACACCAUCUCCCUCAAGGAAGACUUCCGCAACCGCUUCCGCAACGUCUCGCGCGUCAUGGACUGUGUCGGCUGCGACAAAUGCCGCCUCUGGGGCAAACUCCAAACAAACGGCUACGGCACCGCCCUCAAAGUCCUCUUCGAAUUCGACGAGCAUGAUUCCAGCAAAGAUCCACCCCUCCGUCGCACCGAGCUCGUGGCUUUGCUUAAUACCAUGGAUCGUCUAUCGCACUCGCUCUCUGCGAUCAAGGAGUUUCGCAGUAUGAUCGAUGAACGGGAUGGUAUUGCCAAGCCGGGAAUUCCGACACUGCAAUCUUCCGAAGAGGUCCUAAAAACGAAAUCGAUACUCGAGGAUAAGGUAGAUGAGAAAUUUGAUGAUGAUGGAAUGCCGGACUUCCCGCGCAGAUGGUAUGCAGAAAAUAUGACGGUUAUGGAUGAAUUUUGGGCAGAGUUGGAGUUGGUGACGAAGGCGUUUCUGUGGGUGUUGAAGAGUUGGGUGAGGAUUCCUGGAAAGAUGAUGAAGAUCAUCAUAAUUGAAGGAAGCAGAUUGUGGGACUACUGGCUCGGCCUCCCUGUCAGACCCAGGAGCUGGGAGAUUAGGUUCCCGGGUAGAGACGAGCUUUGAGAGUCAUGUGAUUAUUAUGCAUUUGUGGCAUCUGUAUAAAAGACGGUACUUCUCUCUCGGCAUAGCUUGGGAGUUUGAGUCAGAUUUUGGCAUUUUAAUGGGGAGCAUGGGAUGGCGUUAACAUUGACUUCAAUUAGAACAUACAAAGUGGGACAUAUAAUAGUGUUAUA
Lindgomyces ingoldianus is the source of this 2286-nucleotide messenger RNA. Its product is annotated as endoplasmic oxidoreductin. Lineage: Eukaryota; Fungi; Ascomycota; Dothideomycetes; Pleosporales; Lindgomycetaceae. Gene Ontology annotation, biological process: protein folding in endoplasmic reticulum. The transcript is spliced from 4 exons. Gene Ontology annotation, cellular component: endoplasmic reticulum; endoplasmic reticulum membrane. Bases 296 to 2116 code for a protein of 606 amino acids. Gene Ontology annotation, molecular function: protein-disulfide reductase activity; FAD binding; thiol oxidase activity. The record is from RefSeq and is a predicted model, not a curated record.